Pleurotus ostreatus (oyster mushroom) is the source of this 852-nucleotide messenger RNA. RefSeq lists its product as uncharacterized. Gene Ontology annotation, biological process: mycotoxin biosynthetic process. NCBI's taxonomy places the organism in Eukaryota, Fungi, Basidiomycota, Agaricomycetes, Agaricales, Pleurotaceae. The coding region runs from base 1 to 852 and encodes 283 amino acids. The transcript is spliced from 4 exons. The record is from RefSeq and is a predicted model, not a curated record.
AUGCACGACUCAGAGACUCCCAACGCUUCCAUGGGCCUACUAUCAGCCUUGCGACCAAAGUGGCUGUCUACUCGGCCAUAUUAUUCCAACCUGGAUGAUUGGGAUGCUAAGGAAAGACCCGUUCUCCGCGACGACACCAACUCAGAGGAUUCGCUCAUUGAGGAGCAGCCCCGCCCUCGCUCCUCGCGUCCACUUUGGUAUAUCAUCAUUGCACAAACAUGUGCUUUGACGGCAUUGUUCAUUAUCUUGGCGAGUAAUUUAUACGUUCAACGAGAAGAAAAGUGGCUAUACUCGCCUGCCCAAGAUGCCAUCUCAUACAAAUACUACCGUUUCUUCAACGGCUUCGAGGGGGAUAUUUCUCCGUUCCAAGCUCCCCCUUCUGCGGAGCUCGAUGCUCGCUGGGCGGGCCUCUACGACUUUGGUAUCUCCCGAAUCCCAAGGUCCCAAGCUGCCCGCCUUCCCAACCGCACCGAAGAGAUUCCGGGCGACGAGGGGAACUUCAUCAUCGAACUCGACGUGUUCCACGAAAUACACUGUUUGAAUCAAAUCCGCAAAGCGCUCUAUCCCGACCACUAUCCCGACAUGCGCAUGGACGACACCAGCACCGCGGAGCACAUCAACCACUGCAUCGACAGCAUCCGCCAGUCAUUGAUGUGCUCGUCAGACGUCAGCACAAUCGUAUGGCAAUGGGACGCAGCAGUACGCCGGGCCUUCCCGAAAGGCAGCGUCGUACACCGUUGCAGGGACUUCGAAAGAAUAAAGGAAUGGGCGCUGGAGCGGCGGACGAAGGAGAAAUACGACACGACGCGCCAUGUGGAGAACGAUCUGGACAUUCCUAUAAUCUACGAUUAA